UCAAAUCAACCUCUGACGACCCUUACCUUUAGCUUAGCAUUAACGAGUUUCGUUUACUUAUAUGGGGAAAAACUCUCAUAAACUAUCGUUUUUUAUUUGUUUAUUUUAGACCUGGUGCUGUUAUGAUUUGGGAAAGAUGUUAAAUAUUAUAUCAGCGAUAGUAUAAUUCAAAUGGACCCAAGUGUUUGUGUUACUUUAGCCACUUACUCCAUAGGAGUGCAUAAAAAAUAGCUUCCGAUGCUAACUUUCCGGACCUCAGCGGAACAUGCCUUGCCUUUUUUCAGAUGAUCUCUGGCAUUCAUAUGACAGCAGCACCCCGCGUGGGUAACUACAACUAUAUCUGACGCUUUUUUGUCUAGUCGGUAUAUCGUAGGUUGCUGAGCUGGGCAUAGUAGAUAACCCUUUGAUAACCAAGCCCUUCUACCUAGUAAUUGUCCUAAGUUGUUAGGAUUUAACUUUCUUGUAGUUGUUAGGCAUGUAUAGUUUCUCAAGCGAUUGAAUGGCACCAUAUUUAGUAUGCGUAGCAGCUAGCAUGCGGCUUUGCACACAUGAAGAAUCACUAACUUUCGACAGCCAACGUGUUACCUUGGGUUAACUUAACGUUAUUAACGAUACAUAAGGCAUACCGCUAUCGUUACUUUUGUGAACUCCUAACGGGUGCAGGUCAAGCCCCUUGUAGAGUCCUGAGAAGCAAUGAAAGCUCAGAGAGCCUCAUCACAUCCCAAACAUACUCUGCGAAAUGUUAUCAAAAAAGCAAAGAACCCCAAAUGGCAUGGUCACAAUAAAUCACUACUCUCAGAUGAUCACAAGCAAAGCCUCAGUCUAACAUCAGCUAGGUAUGAGAACCAGAUGGGCCACAGUGGGAAAUCCAGUUUAAAAUCGCAGAGAAGACAAUAUGCUAAAGCUGUCAGUGGUAGGACUGUAAGCAGCCCUCUAACUGCAGCACCUAGAGUUAAGGCCUUAGCAGCACACAUUAAUGGACAGACCAAGAGUUUGUCCAAUAGCGGUGACAGUGAUACAGAGGACUCGCAGGGCUGGAGAUCCUAUGCCCAAUCUGUUCUUCAGAAUGGCAAGCAAACCAUCCCUGAUGCUGAAGAAAGCUUGCUAUCCGAACACGUUGGGGAGGAAAUUGAACCAUUUCUCACCCAGUUUGACCAUACCAACAACCGCACCUUGAUGGUUAUGCGACCAGGCCAGACGCUGUGUUUUCGAGGGAAGUGCCUGCUGACGUGUUUGUAUGGGCGGGUGGAGGUGUUGGGUUUCACCAUAGAGGAGGGUCAGCAGCCUUACCCCCUCUACUCCCCAGCCUCUCACUGCCCACUCACCAUUACGGCCUUGGCAGACAGCUCCCUAUCCACCAAAAACCGCAAAGAAGGCCGACAGGAAGCCAAGAUGGUUGUGCGCAAAUACUUAUCCUCUGUGCCGAGGAAGCAUCUACUGAAUGAGAUGGAUUCAGAUUCAUGUGUUGUUCUUCUUGAAGCUCUGGAUAACCCCCUCACACGCUUCCUUACUAGCCACUCACAGCUCAACGAGCUCUUUGGCCUUAGCUCGAAAGAACUGCGUUCAGACUCGGCAGUGGAUAAUUCUGCUCUGAGUGCAGUUGGACUGAUGGCCCUGAACAGUAGUGGGAACCAGGGGCUGAUCACUUCCAGGAGCUAUAGAGAUGCACUGCACAGACUUGUUCAAGUGUGGGGAGAUGAUGAGUGUGAUCGCUGUCCAAUAAUUUUGGUGUAUGGUGCUAAGAACUCUGGGAAGUCUACCUUUGUUCGUCAUCUCAUCAACAGCCUUCUUAACCAAACUACCAGCGUAGAAUACCUGGAGUGUGAUGUGGGACAGACUGAGUUCACUCCCCCUGGCUGUCUCUCUUUGACAGCUGUCACAGAGCCUCUUCUAGGCCCUCCUUUCACCCACCAGCAAGAGCCCAGACACAUGGUCUACUAUGGCCAAGCUGAUUGCCAAUCUGAUCUUGACCGCUACUUAGAGUCCCUGAAGUCACUGUGGCGACACAGCAGUGGUGAUAUGCCGGUCAUCAUAAACACCAUGGGCUGGGUUAGAGGUCUUGGUUUUCAGCUGUUGGUUGAUCUUGUCCGUUUCUUCUCUGUGACUCACGUGGUGCAACUCAGCUUUGGAGAAACUUCUCAGUGUCCUGCUCUCACCCCUGAGUUCUUGAGAACUGCUCAUGGCUGGCAGACACACCCACCGGCCCAGCCUGCUUUAGGACAACCUGAGAAUCAAGAGGCUCCACACAGCCAUGUGUUCCUCAGCAUUCACUCAGAGUUUGAGGGUGCUGGCUCCUCUGGGGAAAUGCGACAUCAGCGCAGUAAUGAAUUGCGGGAUCUGGCUCUCAUGGGAUACUUCAGUCAGAUGCAGGCCCCAGAUUCAAGUCUUAUACGGCCUCUACAUUGCUUCACCCCUUACCAGGUUUCUCUCUCUGCUGUGGCUAUUGGUGUGACACAUUGUGACGUGGCCCCCACACACAUCCUGUAUGCUGCCAACGCCAGCCUAGUAGGACUGUGCUGUCUGGAUGAGAAGGUGGUCGGUCGGGGAGGUCCAAUGCUGCUUUCCCAGACUCCCAUUUGCCCGUGUGUUGGACUGGGUGUUUUGAGGGGUGUGGAUAUGAUAAGGGGCCUUUAUCUCCUGGUGACGCCUGUGCAUCCUACUCUGCUCAGUCGAGUCAACUGCCUUCUGCUUGGCGAAAUCUCCCUGCCUAAAGCCUUGCUUACCAUACAGUCUGGAGUGGAAGGAGACCUACCAUAUAUCACCACAGACUACAGUUUUGAGCUUACAGGAGCAGGAAAGCUACACAUUUUUAAAGGACUGUCCAGGCCCAGUUUUGUCAGGUCCAAAACAAGUAGCAAGGUAUAGAUGGCUCUGCCAGGGUAUGUAAGACUUUAUUUGACCAAGACCGUCAUUUAUGCCUUAGAACGCAAGACUAAAUGAACGAAAUUGCCAUCUGGUGGGAGUACAAUGGUUUGCCAUUGUUUAAAGUAUGAGUUUAUUAGUGUUUUAAAGUAUGAGUUUAUUAGUGCGUUUGUCAGUGUGCUGGUCAAACCAGCCAAGGAGUCCAAUUAUGAUGUUUUUUCGAAAGAGCAUUGUCUCCAUAAAGCACUAUUAAUAUAGGGUCAUUUAAUUGCAUGCUCUACAUUCUCAUUUUACACUUUCACCAGCUUUUUCUCCCAUGUACCAUUUUAAACGUUCGUCUGUGGCUUAGACACCUAUGACAUCAGUGUUUGCUCCUUUUUUAUUUUUUAGCCAGAUAGCGAACAAGUAGAUUGAACCAAUUAAGUUGAAAAAUAAUUAUUUAGUAUAUAUAGGACUGGGUUAUGUCUAUUUUUUUUUUGUCCGCAUCUUGUCCAAUGUGAAUGUCAUUAAUGAGUGUUGGCAAAUAUUCAAGACUUAUUACUUGCAGCUUACUUAUUUUAAUGUCAUUGCAUUGUGGAUGCAGUAAUACCACCAAAGCAGUAAUGGAUAAAAGCAGUAUUGGAUGAUGGGAGUAGUUUUGAUCUCUCAUUACAUGGCCAAGUGUUUUUCAAUUCCAUCAUCUGGUUCUGUAUUGCUUUGUGCGGCCAGCAGAGGUUAGAAAUAGUCUUUCUUUGUUUUGGAACUGGACUGGACUUGUGGUUGGCUUAACUAUGACUUGCCAUUUAACUGUCAGUUCAUGCAUAUUUUACCCUAUUUCCCAAUGGCAGGGAAGUAGGGCAGUCUUUUAUAUUACAUUUUGACAGAUACAAAAGACAUUCAAAUUUGUGAUGUUACAGUUCGCUUUUUCAAACUAUACAUCAAAAAAAAAAAUCAGUUUUGUUGUUUUUUCUUUAUGAUAAUUUUUGUUUAAGCAGUGUCAAGUACUUAGAUUUCACACUUUUUUGUUGAUACACACCAGCUGACCAUUGUUUCUAUGUGUUUUGUAUUUUUAUUUGUCUUGAAAUAAAGGACUCAUUUACAGUCUAGCA
Messenger RNA from Alosa sapidissima (American shad), 3950 nucleotides. RefSeq names its product nucleolar protein 9 (gene nol9). Gene Ontology annotation, cellular component: nucleus. Bases 694 to 2865 code for a protein of 723 amino acids. Lineage: Eukaryota; Metazoa; Chordata; Actinopteri; Clupeiformes; Clupeidae. The transcript has 13 exons. Gene Ontology annotation, molecular function: polynucleotide 5'-hydroxyl-kinase activity. The record is from RefSeq and is a predicted model, not a curated record. Gene Ontology annotation, biological process: cleavage in ITS2 between 5.8S rRNA and LSU-rRNA of tricistronic rRNA transcript (SSU-rRNA, 5.8S rRNA, LSU-rRNA).